GACAACUUUCAGUUUACGUUCAACUGCAUUUUCAUCCCUGACUCGGCUAAUCCGUAAAUCGCUAAAGUUUUCACGCAACCGGAAGUAAUCGUUGGAACGUGUGUCACACGUUGUUGAGCACAGACGUGUUGUAUCCACGCUUGAACAAACAAAGGCCUUUGCGCAUGCGCAAUGUGCUUAUAGAGCUUCCACGCACGAGAUAUAAAUACAAAGAUCAAAAAUUUUCUGAUGACAACAAAGCCUGACAAAGACCAUUCAUUGACAUAAACACGAAAUCGCGGAGAAAGAAGCGGAGAAGUUGACUCGCCGUCAGUCAGGGUACAAAGCUAGUGAAUUAACACAUAAUCAUUCUGAAAGAACUAGAGUAGAGCGAGGAGGUCUGCGGAUCGGGCAUUCAUUCAUUCAAGUUGGAUUCUUCAAGUUUUAGCACGUCGAACCUCUUCGUACGCCAUCCCUUCGCGAACAUGGGAUCAAGAAUAUCAUCUGUGAAAAGAAGUGAUCAUAACGACAAUAGAGCUGGAGUUUCACUCAAAUCGCUCAACUUCUUAAAAGACGAAGAAGAUAGGGCGCGCGAUUUGGCGCGACCGGAGAAGCUCGAUACGGUGUUAGAUCGACCGCCAGCAACUAAAGAACGGCAGAAGGAAUACUCAUGGAACCCGUCGGAUCGAUCCGUCAACGUGUUCGUUAAAGACGACGAUCCGUUCACAUUUCAUAGACAUCCAGUUGCUCAAAGUACUGACUGUAUUCGAGGAAGAAAAGGAUUUAAUCGAGGGUUUCAUGUUUGGGAAAUACAUUGGUCAACUCGGCAGCGCGGUACGCACGCCGUUGUAGGAGUAGCAACAGCAAAAGCCCCACUACAUUGUACAGGUUACCAUUCAUUGAUCGGUAAAACUGAGGAUGGCUGGGGAUGGGAUAUUGUAAGGAACAAACUAUAUCACGAUGAGAAGAAUAAUCCUACGGUUAAAUACCCAUCACAUCACGAUGUUGAACAUAACUUUAUCGUUCCUGAUAGAUUUCGUGUCAUAUUGGAUAUGGAUGAAGGCACAUUGGCCUUUGAGACCAUAGAUGGCCGUUACUUAGGGGUUGCAUUUAGAGGACUUAAAGGACAUACUGUAUAUCCCGUAGUGUCUGCAGUAUGGGGACAUUGUGAGAUCGCUAUGCACUACAUUGGAGGACUUGAUCCUGAACCUCAACCUUUACAAGACCUUUGUAGGCGUACUAUACGUAAAUCAAUAGGCAAAGAUCAACUAAACAAAUCAAACAUUAAUACACUACCAAUCCCAGUAUGUAUGAAACAAUAUCUACUCUACAAACAAGGUUCAUGGUGAACAGAGAUAUCGCAAUAAUGGUAUUGAUACACUGAGUAUCAACUCAAGACCUCCUGGAAAGACUCAUGAAUACYAGCAAAAUGAAGACACUUCCAUAAUAUCAUUCUUAUUACAAUUUGCCAUCCAAUAAUUGUUCUAUAUCGUCAUCAAACUUCAUGAUACAAAACAUUAUCCAUAGUGAGAUGCAAAGAAGUUAUCAGAAGUUUUGUUGUGAUGAAGAUAGAGUUACAAUCUUCAACAAGAAAUAUUGCUCAAGAAGUGCUUUAAAAUCAUUCUUACAGUUCCAGUUUGAAUACUCUCAGACAUUCUAAAUUAUCAAACAUUUUCAGAAUACUAUAAACAUUCACAAUSCAAAAUUUAUACUAAAUUAUAUACUUUUCUAGGACAUCAGGACCUGAAAAUACAUUUUCUAGGAGUUGAAAGUCACAAAAUAUGGUUCAAAACUAGAAUCAAAAAUUCAUUUUUGUAAGAUAUUUUGCUAUAUGUGUAAAUUAUAGGAUGACAUUUCCAUUUUACCAUAGCUAACUGUAGAUAGAUCUCAUUCAUAGUUCAAGUUUUAUUGAUCAUAGGUUAUAUUUGACAUUUUAUCAGGAAAAUAGAUCAGCCAAGAAUCAUUUGAAGAUAAUAAUGCAUUAUAUUUUAUACAUGGUCAUAAUGACAUAAGAAUGUUUAUAAACAAAUGCAUCAUGAUUCCUAAUGAUUCUUGAGCAGCAUUUAUUUUCAUUUUAUGGUGCUUUUUAGUUCAGUUUCUUGCUAUUUUGCAAAAGCAAACCAACAAUUUAAAAGGAAACCAAGCAUAAUCUAUUUUCAUUACAUUUGGAAUUAUUGCUAAAUAUUUGCCCAUAUAUUUUAACAAGCAAAUAUUARCCAUUCAUUUAAAGAGAAAUUCAUAUAUUUACUCAUACCAAAACUGACAAGAUCAAAUAUUAAUUUCUCUCAAGAUAUCCAAAUAACACCAUGGAGAAAUUAGCUUUUGAUCAUCAAUCAUUGUUGAGUUGGUUUGCUUUUAGUAAAAGUCAAACAAGAGACAUAGAUAAGCUAUUUAAUAAAUUAGAUUAAAGCUGAUGAAAAUUAUUACUCAAUUUUAUGAAASCUUCGUCACAAAAAGAUAGUUAAAAGAUAAACAGUAAAAAAACUUAUUUAACAAUAGAUUGUUAACUUAUUCAGCAAUAUGGCUAUGCUAUAUUAUUUAUGGAAGGAAAGAGGUUUCGUCCGUUGCAGUUAUUGAUAAUAAAAAAACAACAAAUUUUAUGGAA
Exaiptasia diaphana is the source of this 2584-nucleotide messenger RNA. Its product is annotated as protein gustavus. The record is from RefSeq and is a predicted model, not a curated record. Gene Ontology annotation, molecular function: protein binding. Gene Ontology annotation, biological process: proteasome-mediated ubiquitin-dependent protein catabolic process; intracellular signal transduction. Gene Ontology annotation, cellular component: SCF ubiquitin ligase complex. NCBI's taxonomy places the organism in Eukaryota, Metazoa, Cnidaria, Anthozoa, Actiniaria, Aiptasiidae. The transcript is spliced from 3 exons. The coding region runs from base 465 to 1328 and encodes 287 amino acids.